Messenger RNA from Coregonus sp. 'balchen', 8044 nucleotides. NCBI's taxonomy places the organism in Eukaryota, Metazoa, Chordata, Actinopteri, Salmoniformes, Salmonidae. The record is from the annotation of a GenBank genome assembly.
GGAGGCUGGCCAUGGCAGGCUGCAGUGCGUCUAAGAGGCUCUCGGGGGGACGGCAGGUUGGUGUGUGGAGCGACUCUCAUCAACUCCUGUUGGAUACUCACCUCAGCUCACUGCUUUAAGAGGUAACACUCACCUCAGCUCACUGCUUUAAGAGGUAACACUCAGCUCAGCUCACUGCUUUAAGAGGUAACACUCAGCUCAGCUCACUGCUUUAAGAGGUAACACUCAGCUCAGCUCACUGCUUUAAGAGGUAACACUCAGCUCAGCUCACUGCUUUAAGAGGUAACACUCAGCUCAGCUCACUGCUUUAAGAGGUAACACUCAGCUCAGCUCACUGCUUUAAGAGGUAACACUCAGCUCAGCUCACUGCUUUAAGAGGUAACACUCAGCUCAGCUCACUGCUUUAAGAGGUAACACUCAGCUCAGCUCACUGCUUUAAGGACCCCCGCUUAAGGUAACACUCAGCUCAGCUCACUGCUUUAAGAGGUAACACUCAGCUCAGCUCGCUGCUUUAAGUGGUAACACUCAGCUCAGCUCACUGCUUUAAGAGGUAACACUCAGCUCAGCUCGCUGCUUUAAGAGGUAACACUCAGCUCAGCUCGCUGCUUUAAGAGGUAACACUCAGCUCAGCUCACUGCUUUAAGAGGUAACACUCAGCUCAGCUCGCUGCUUUAAGAGGUAACACUCAGCUCAGCUCACUGCUUUAAGAGGUAACACUCAGCUCAGCUCACUGCUUUAAGAGGUAACACUCAGCUCAGCUCACUGCUUUAAGAGGUAACACUCAGCUCAGCUCACUGCUUUAAGAGGUAACACUCAGCUCAGCUCACUGCUUUAAGAGGUAACACUCAGCUCAGCUCACUGCUUUAAGUGGUAACACUCAGCUCAGCUCACUGCUUUAAGUGGACACACACUCACCAGAACGGGGUUGAAGGACUGAAAUAUAUUAAUAAAUCAUAUUGGGAAUGUUUGCCUGGAGUGCCAGAUGGAUGGAGUCUGAGUUUUCAGGCUAUUCCAUUGGUCACGCAUCAUGUUCAAAUCCAUAGCAACAGGACGUAGGUGUUCUGAGGGCGCUGAUAAAAAUAAAUACAUAAUAAUUAGACCUUUAUUACUCCUGUGUGAGCGGAGAGAUGUCGUUACCUCUGACAGACACCACAACCUCAACAUUCAUCUAGUCACUUCAUCAACAUCUAGUUUAGAGAGACAGACACCACAACCUCAACAUUCAUCUAGUCACUUCAUCAACAUCUAGUUUAGAGAGACAGACACCACAACCUCAACAUUCAUCUAGUCACUUCAUCAAACAUCUAGUUUAGAGAGACAGACACCACAACCUCAACAUUCAUCUAGUCACUUCAUCAACAUCUAGUUUAGAGAGACAGACACCACAACCUCAACAUUCAUCUAGUCACUUCAUCAACAUCUAGUUUAGAGAGACAGACACCACAACCUCAACAUUCAUCUAGUCACUUCAUCAAACAUCUAGUUUAGAGAGACAGACACCACAACCUCAACAUUCAUCUAGUCACUUCAUCAACAUCUAGUUUAGAGAGACAGACAUCACAACCUCAACAUUCAUCUAGUCACUUCAUCAACAUCUAGUUUAGAGAGACAGACACCACAACCUCAACAUUCAUCUAGUCACUUCAUCAACAUCUAGUUUAGAGAGACAGACAUCACAACCUCAACAUUCAUCUAGUCACUUCAUCAACAUCUCGUUUAGAGAGACAGACACCACAACCUCAACAUUCAUCUAGUCACUUCAUCAACAUCUAGUUUAGAGAGACAGACACCACAACCUCAACAUUCAUCUAGUCACUUCAUCAACAUCUAGUUUAGAGAGACAGACACCACAACCUCAACAUUCAACUGACAGUUGAACAUACACACACACACACACAGCAGGUCUGUAGGUGUGUGUGUGUGUGUGUGUGUGUGUGUGUGUGUGUGUGUGUGUGUGUGUGUGUGUGUGUGUGUGUGUGUGUGUGUGUGUGUGUGUGUGUGUGUGUGUGUGUUUUAUAGGAAGGUAAAGUUGGGGGAGCCAAUUUUGAGUAUGAUGGAUAUCUCCAGGUUUCACAUGGUGUUUUGCGUAUGAUAAAUACUGUAUCUCUCAGCCCCUCCACAGAUUUUAUCUGGGAAAGAACAGCAGAGACAUUCCAAACCAAUUCCUAAAACCAGUUCCCACUCUGGAAAACUACACAUGCGCUGAACAAAAAUAUACACGCAACAUGCAACAAUUUCAAAGAUUUUACUGAGUUACAGUUCAUAUAAGGAAAUCAGUCAAUUGAAAUAAAUUCAUUAGGCCCUAAUCCUUGGAUUUCACAUGACUGGGAAUACAGAUAUGCAUCUGUUGGUCACAGAUACCUUAAAAAAAAGGUAGGGGCGUGGAUCAGAAAACCAGUCAGUAUCUGGUGUGACCACCAUUAUGCAGCGCGACACAUCUCCUUCACAUAGAGUUGAUCAGGCUGUUGAUUGUGGCCUGUGGAAUGUUGAAUAUCUCCCGAGUGGCGCAGUGGUCUAAGGCACUACAUCGCAGUGCUAGCUGUGCCACUAGAGAUCCUGGUUCGAAUCCAGGCUCUGUCGUAGCCGGCCGCGACUGGGAGACCCAUGGGGCGGCGCACAAUUGGCCCAGCGUCGUCCAGGGUAGGGGAGGGAAUGGCCGGCAGGGAUGUGGCUCAGUUGGUAGAGCAUGGCGUUUGCAACGCCAGGGUUGUGGGUUCGAUAAAAUAAUGUAUGCGCUAACUGUAAGUCGCUCUGGAUAAGAGCGUCUGCUAAAUGACUAAAAUGUAAAUGUAAAAUGUUGUCCCACUCCUCUUCAAUGGCUGUGCGAAGUUUCUGGAUAUUGGCGGGAACUGGAACACGCUGUCGUACAUGUCGAUCCAGAGCAUCCCAAACAUCCUCAAUGGAUGACAUGUCUGGUGAGAAUACAGGCCAUGGAAGAACUGGUGCAUUUUCAUCUUCCAGGAAUUGUGUACAGAUCCUUGUGACAUGGGGCCGUGCAUUAUCAUGCUGAAACAUGAGGUGAUGGCGGCGGAUGAAUGGCACGACAAUGAGCCUCAGGAUCUCGUCACGAUAUCUCUUUGCAUUCAAAUUGCCAUUGAUAAAAUGCAAUUGUGUUCGCUGUCUGUAGCUUAUUUCUGCCCAUACCAUAACCCCACCGCCACCAUGGGGCACUCUGUUCACAACGUUGACAUCAGCAAACCGCUCGCCCACACGACGCCGUACACGCUGUCUGCCAUCUGCCCGGUACAGUUGAAACCGGGAUUCAUCCGUGAAGAGCACACUUCUCCAGCAUGCCAGUGGCCAUCGAAGGUGAGCAUUUGCCCAAUGAAGUCGGUUACGACGCCGAACUGCAGUCAGGUCAAGACCCUGGUGAGGACGACGAGCACACAGAUGAGCUUCCCUGAGAUGGUUUCUGACAGUUUGUGUAGAAAUUCUUCGGUUGCGCAAACCCCACAGUUUCAUCAGCUGUCUGGGUGGCUGGUCUCAGAUGAUCCCGCAGGUGAAGAAGCCGGAUGUGGAGGUCCUGGGCUGGCGUGGUUACACGUGGUCUGGGGAGGUCCUGGGCUGGCGUGGUUACACGUGGUCUGGGGAGGUCCUGGGCUGGCGUGGUUACACGUGGUCUGGGGAGGUCCUGGGCUGGCGUGGUUACACGUGGACUGGGGAGGUCCUGGGCUGGCGUGGUUACACGUGGUCUGGGGAGGUCCUGGGCUGGCGUGGUUACACGUGGUCUGGGGAGGUCCUGGGCUGGCGUGGUUACACGUGGUCUGGGGAGGUCCUGGGCUGGCGUGGUUACACGUGGUCUGGGGAGGUCCUGGGCUGGCGUGGUUACACGUGGUCUGGGGAGGUCCUGGGCUGGCGUGGUUACACGUGGUCUGGGGAGGUCCUGGGCUGGCGUGGUUACACGUGGUCUGGGGAGGUCCUGGGCUGGCGUGGUUACACGUGGUCUGGGGAGGUCCUGGGCUGGCGUGGUUACACGUGGUCUGGGGAGGUCCUGGGCUGGCGUGGUUACACGUGGUCUGGGGAGGUCCUGGGCUGGCGUGGUUACACGUGGUCUGGGGAGGUCUUGGGCUGGCGUGGUUACACGUGGUCUUGGGAGGUCCUGGGCUGGCAUGGUUACACGUGGUCUGGGGUUGUGAGGCCGGUUGGACUUAUUGCCAAAUUCUCUAAAACGACGUUGGAGGCUGGUUAAGUUAUAGAAAGGAAAUUACAUUCUCUGGCAACAGCUCUGGUGAACAUUCCUGCAAUCAGCAUACCAAUUGCGCGCUCCUUCAAUUUGAGACAUCUGUGGCGUUGUGUUGUGUGACAAAACUGCACAUUUUAGAGUGGCCUUUUAUUGUCCCCAGCACAAGGUGCACCUGUGUAAUGGUCUUGCUGUUUAAUCAGCUUCUUGAUCUGCCACACCUGUCAAGUGGAUGGAUUAAUUUGGCAAAGGAGAAAUGCUGACUAACAUGAAUGUAAACAAAUUUGUGAACAAAAUUUGAGAGAAAUAAGCUUUUUGUGCGUAUGGAACAUUUCUGGGAUCUUUAAUUUCAGCUCAUGAAACAUGGGACCAACACUUUACAUGUUGCGUUUGUAUUUUAGUUCAGUGUAUAUAUGAUUCAGAUAAAGAUAUAGAAAGUCAUUCAACCUAAUAUGAUCAAUUAAAUGUCUAGAUUAGUGAAUUGCUGUAUGUCUAGGUUUUUAUUGUUAAGCCUUGUCCUGGACUCAAACACAUUUUCACAAUCUCUAUUGAAUUUAUUUUGGGUCCAGGAUUAGGUUUAAUCUGUAUGUAUCCGGGAAACCAGCCCUUGAAGCACUUUAUAAUUUAGAAUAGAGAUUAUAGAAUUGAUUCUACAGUUGACUGAUCAGGUUCAGAUAUUCCCUGGUUCUACAGUUGACUGAUAAGGUUCAGAUAUUCCCUGGUUCUACAGUUGACUGAUCAGGUUCAGAUAUUCCCUGGUUCUACAGUUGACUGAUCAGGUUCAGAUAUUCCCUGGUUCUACAGUUGACUGAUCAGGUUCAGAUAUUCCCUGGUUCUACAGUUGACUGAUCAGGUGUAGAUAUUCCCUGGUUCUACAGUUGACUGAUCAAGUUCAGAUAUUCCCUGGUUCUACAGUUGACUGAUCAGGUUCAGAUAUUCCCUGGUUCUACAGUUGACUGAUAAGGAUCAGAUAUUCCCUGGUUCUACAGUUGACUGAUAAGGUUCAGAUAUUCCCUGGUUCUACAGUUGACUGAUCAGGUUCAGAUAUUCCCUGGUUCUACAGUUGACUGAUCAGGUUCAGAUAUUCCCUGGUUCUACAGUUGACUGAUCAGGUUCAGAUAUUCCCUGGUUCUACAGUUGACUGAUCAGGUUCAGAUAUUCCCUGGUUCUACAGUUGACUGAUCAGGUUCAGAUAUUCCCUGGUUUUACAGUUGACUGAUCAGGUUCAGAUAUUCCCUGGUUCUACAGUUGACUGAUCAAGUUCAGAUAAAUAUUAAAGGGGAAAUCUGGGACUGGGACAUCCAUUUACGGGAUGGCUGUUUUGUUGUUCGAAUCCUAGAUUGUCCCUUUAAACUAGUGCAGUUUUAACAGGCCAUUAUUACAGAUUUAUCUGGAUUUUUUUGUUGUUAUUCUGUCUCUCACUGUUCAAAUAAACCUACCAUUAAAAUUAUAGACUGAUCACGUCUUUGUCAGUGGGCAAACGUACAAAAUCAGCAGGGGAUCAAAUACUUUUUUCCCCUCACUGUAUCUCUGCAGGCAAACACUCACAGUCUAAAUUGGGUACUUCCGAGUUUGAAGAGUGUCACCUUUCAAUACUGCUGACAGAAAUAGAGAUGGUACUCACACACACAUAGAAGCAUUCACACACACACACACACAAACACACACACUCAGAUGUAGACACAGGAAUAUGGAGAUGGUAUCGUCACCCCUAAAGAUACAACAGGUCAACUAACCACAGAUCUAGAGAACAACUAGAUAUUAUAUCAGUUAGGAAAGCAAACGGUCUGUCACCCAGAAUAGGAGAGAAUGUGUUCUGUUAAAUGUGUUCUGCUCUGGGAUGAUCACUGUGUGUGUGUGUGUGUGUGUGUGUGUGUGUGUGUGUGUGUGUGUGUGUGUGUGUGUGUGUGUGUGUGUGUGUGUGUGUGUGUGUGUGUGUGUGUGUGUGUGUGUGUGUGUGUGUGUGUGUGUGUGUGUGCACCUGUACGUGUGUGUGUGUGUGUGUGUAUAUGAGCUCUAUCUGUGGUGUGGUUGAAAGUUCUGCCAGGGAAGUGCGUAGGAUUCCCAGGUUCAAGUUCUGUUUCCGGAACGAUCUGUGUUUGUAACAGGAGACAGGGUUUGGCAGGAAGGCUCUUCUGCUCCUCUCUCCUCUCUCCUCUCCUCUCCUCCUCCUCUCCUCUCCUCUCCUCUCCUCUCCUCUCCUCUCCUCUCUCCUCCAGGUACAUUUCCAUUUUAAUCAGUUAGCAGACGCUCUUAUAAAGAGCCACUUACAGGAGUAAUUAGGGUUAAGUGCCUUGCUCAAGGGCACAUCGACAGAUUUUUCACCUAGUCGUCUCGGGGAUUCAAACUGGCGCAACGCUCUUAACCACUUAACCUGCCACCCCCAAACUAAAAUUAUCCUCCAGGGAUGGUAACAGAACUAAACAGAUCCACCAAACUGUAAAACUCUCCUCUCUCCUCCAGGUAUGGGAACAGUACCAAACAGUACAAGGUGAGGGUUGGGGACUACCAUUCUCUGGUUCCAGAGGAGUUUGAGGAGGAGUACGCCGUCGAUCAGAUCAUCCUGCACCCUAGCUACCGUGCCCAUAGCAACGACUAUGACCUGGCGUUGGUGCGUCUGUCGCCGGGCGUGGCGGGGAAGGGCCGGGGCCGCUGCGUGACGUUCAGUCGGAACGUCCUGCCCGCCUGCCUGCCGCUUCGCAAGGAGAGAGUCCUGAAACAGGCUUCCAACUGUCACAUCACAGGCUGGGGGGACACAGGUGAGGGGAGGGGAGGGGAGGGUGGAGGGGAGGGGAGGGGAGGGGGGGUGUGGUGUGGUGUGGUGUGGUGUGGUGUGGGGCUGGGGGGACACAGGGGAGGGGAGGGGAGGGUGGAGGGAAGGGGAGUGGGGUGUGGUGUGGUGUGGUGUGGUGUGGGGCUGGGGGGACACAGGUGAGGGGAGGGGAGGGGAGGGUGGUGUGGUGUGGUGUGUGAAAGAGAGAGAUCUUGGUUUAGUCAGAAGAACAGAGAGCUGACACAUCUGUUAGUGAUGCUAUACUGUCAUAAUGACAUCAUCACUCACACCAGCGUUCAAACAGACACUGACCAGCUUGACGCUCACACAGAGUUCACUAAUGACUGUUUAGUUCACUAAUGACUGUUUGGUUUGUCUAUCUGAUAAAACAGAUUAAAGGACCAGUGGAAUGUUAAUUGUCUAUCUGAUAGAGCAGAUUAAAGGACCAGUGGAAUGUUAAUUGUCCAGUGGAAUGUUAAUUGUCCAGUGGAAUGUUAAUUGUCCAGUGGAAUGUUAAUUGUCCAGUGGAAUGUUCAUUGUCCAGUGGAAUGUUCAUUGUCCAGUGGAAUGUUAAUUGUCCAGUGGAAUGUUAAUUGUCCAGUGGAAUGUUAAUUGUCCAGUGGAAUGUUCAUUGUCCAGUGGAAUGUUCAUUGUCCAGUGGAAUGUUAAUUGUCCAGUGGAAUGUUAAUUGUCCAGUGGAAUGUUAAUUGUCCAGUGGAAUGUUAAUUGUCCAGUGGAAUGUUAAUUGUCUCUGUGUGUGUGUGUAUGUGUGUCCUCCAGGUCGGUCCUACUCUAAGACCCUCCAGCAGGCUCCUCUCUCCCUCCUCCCCCGUCGUCACUGCCAACAGCGUUACCAUGGAGCCUUCACUAGCCGCAUGCUCUGUGCCGGGACAGACAGCCAAUCAGAGCGCCGCGUGGACAGUUGCCGUGGGGACAGCGGCGGCCCGUUGGUGUGUGAGCGUCCGGGCGGAGGGUGGGUAGUGUACGGUGUGACAUCAUGGGGUCACGCCUGUCGCAUGCAACACUCACCUGGCGUCUACACUAAAGUCUCCGCCUUCACACCCUGGAUACACAAGGUGAUUGGACAAUGA